Molecule: messenger RNA, 490 nt
Organism: Cygnus olor (mute swan)
Lineage: Eukaryota; Metazoa; Chordata; Aves; Anseriformes; Anatidae
Gene: NDUFA6
Product: NADH:ubiquinone oxidoreductase subunit A6
Exons: 3
Coding region: 63-431 (122 amino acids)
Biological process (GO): response to oxidative stress
Source: RefSeq, a predicted model, not a curated record
GCGCGGCCGGCCAAUGGAGAGGCGGGUGCGCUCCGAGCCGUGCCGGCGGCGGCGGUGACAAGAUGGCGGUGGCGGGCCGCGGGGCCGCGGCCGUGAAGCCCAUCUUCAGCCGGGACCUGGGCGAGGCGAAGCGGCGCGUGCGGGAGCUGUACCGGGCCUGGUACCGCGAGGUGCCCAACACGGUGCACCUGUACCAGCUGGACAUCACGGUGAGGCAGGCGCGGGAUAAGGUGCGGGAGCUGUUCGUGAAGAACGCCCACGUUACGGACCCGCGGGUGAUAGACAUGCUGGUGAUUAAGGGAAAAAUGGAUCUUCAAGAAACCAUUCACGUAUGGAAGCAGAAGACUCACAUCAUGAGGUAUUUCCAUGAGACGGAAACGCCACAGCCUAACGACUUUCUGUCCAAAUUUUAUGCAGGCCACAAUCCGUGAGACAGACUGACUCUGUCUUCCUGUCCUGUAUUACAAAUAAAGUUCUAUAUAACAGAAAA